Molecule: messenger RNA, 894 nt
Organism: Penicillium subrubescens
Lineage: Eukaryota; Fungi; Ascomycota; Eurotiomycetes; Eurotiales; Aspergillaceae
Product: NAD(P)-binding protein
Exons: 3
Coding region: 1-894 (297 amino acids)
Source: RefSeq, a predicted model, not a curated record
AUGGCAAAUCCGCUCAUUAGUAAUCACCAUGGCAAGCACAGCAAGUACACUCAGGCAUUCUUGGAGCAGAAUGGGCCUGGAGACGCUCGACCUACAGCUCUUGACAUUCUCAAGGAUAACGACCGAAUCGGAAUUGGCGUUGAAACUGGUUGUGCGCUCGCCGCGACUGGUGGCAAAGUGUAUCUGGGCGUUUGUGACUUGGAGAAGGGAAAGCAAGCUCUAAAAGAGAUCCUCGAACCCGGUCGUGUGGAGCUGAUUGAGCUAGACGUUGUUUCGUUAGAAAGCGUCCGCACUGCGGUAAAGACCUUUCUGUCCAAGUCGACCCAGCUCAAUGUCUUGGUCAACAAUGCGGGGAUUAUGGCAUGCCCAGAGGCGAAAAAAUUGGAUGGCUUCGAGUUGCAACUUGCAAUCAACUAUCUUGGCCACUUCCUUCUCUACAAGCUUCUCGAGCAGACGCUCUUGUCUAGUUCCACGCCUGAGUUCCAUUCCCGCGUCGUUAACGUCUCUUCCCCUGGUCAUCACAUGAGCUCCGUUGUCCUCGACUACAUUAACCUUGACGGUGAGGGUUUACACGGCCUCUCGUUAAUGCCUGGCGGUAUCGCGACAGGCCUACAGCGCCACGUCGACUCGGAAACGUUGAAGCAGUGGGGUUCGAGUGAGCCUGCGAAAAAAUACGGCAAGAGCCCUGCUCAAGGCGCUACCACGACCAUGACGGCUGCAGUCGGUAAGGAAUGGGAAGGGAAGGGUGGCGUCUAUCUGGAGGAUUGUCAGGAAGCUGGUCCGAUCCCCGAGGGUGGUACACUGGCGGUCGGUGAUGCACCACACGCCUUCGAUCCGGAGGGGGAGAAGAAGUUGUCGGCUUUAUCUCUCAAGAUGUUGAACUUGUCAGAGUAG